AAUCAAAAGAACGGCCCAAGCUCGCGAGGCAGUCGAUCGUCUUCUUCCUCUUCGAAUCAGUUUCGCGCAUCUCUUGCUCGCUGUGCCUCCGGAUACGAGAAACGAUGGAAGGAGAAGCAGAUGGAUCCGACUCCGCAGCAGACGUCUCUGCGUUGGGCAAGAAGCAUCUGGCGAUGCUCGAGCGCCUCUCGAACCGCCACCAAUCUCGCCCCGACAAGUCCGGUUCGCCGCCGCCCGCCGCCUCCUUCGAAUCCACCUCGUCCUUCCUUUCCCUCUUCAACGAGUCCAGAAUGUCCAUCGAGUCCCGCCUCGCUCAGUGCCGGCUCGCGGAUCGGUCCCUGCUCCAGCUCAAUUUCGACGAGAUCUCCGCCUCCAUCGCCAACCUCGAGAAGCUCGUCGCGGAGAGCUCCUACUACCUGCCCCCCUACGAAGUCCGAUCCUCUCUGAAGACCAUAUCCGAUCUGAAGCAGGCCCUCGACAAUCUGAGCUCCGAGCUGAUCCCCAAGAAGAAGUUCUCUUUCAAGAACAAACCCGCGAGAAAGGAACCGACAGCGCCUUCGUCGAAGGGAGCUGAAGCGGACGGUCACGGUUCGAGGCCGGCCGCGAAAGCUGGGAGCUUGGCAGUCGCGGUGCCCGAUUCACCGGGUUUUAGAAACAGGGCAAACGAGGUUUUGGCGAAGGACGUGAGGGGACUGGAGGUUGGCGAGUUCACGCUGUCGGAUCUGGAGUCGUGCGAAGUGAGGCUGAUUGGGUGCACGAGGGCGCUGUUCGUGCACAGAUUGAGGAAUUGCAGGGUCUACGCAGGGCCGGUGACCGGGUCGGUCCUGAUCGAGGAGGCGGAGGAUUGCGUGUUCCUGUUGGCGUCGCACCAGAUAAGGAUCCACAACGCCAAGGCGAGCGAUUUCUACUUGAGGGUGAGGAGCAGACCCAUCAUCGAGGAUUGCACGGGAGCGAGGUUCGCUCCGUAUCGUCUGAACUAUCGGGGAAUCGAGCAGGAUCUCGAGGACGCCGCGCUGGGUGAAGAAACCGGGAACUGGUCCAAGGUCGACGAUUUCAAGUGGUUGAGGGCCGCGCAAUCUCCAAACUGGUCGGUUUUGCCCGAGAACGAGCGCAUUGGAACUGUCGACAUCUCCGAGUUGUCUGCUUGAGAGCUGGCGAUGGUGAGAGAUCGAGCCAAGAUUUCGGUGGAGUUUGUUUGUCUCUUCGGUUCCGUUAUUGGCUUAUGUUUGAUUCAACUGAUCUUCAUCCUGGCUUUAUAUGAAGAGGAAAGAGAAAUUGAUCCGUCC
This is a messenger RNA of Rhodamnia argentea, 1286 nucleotides long. Its product is annotated as tubulin-folding cofactor C. The transcript has a single exon. Gene Ontology annotation, biological process: post-chaperonin tubulin folding pathway; tubulin complex assembly. The coding region runs from base 105 to 1148 and encodes 347 amino acids. Gene Ontology annotation, cellular component: cytoplasm. Gene Ontology annotation, molecular function: tubulin binding. The record is from RefSeq and is a predicted model, not a curated record. NCBI's taxonomy places the organism in Eukaryota, Viridiplantae, Streptophyta, Magnoliopsida, Myrtales, Myrtaceae.